Messenger RNA from Vollenhovia emeryi, 2315 nucleotides. RefSeq names its product dynactin subunit 4 (gene DCTN4-p62). NCBI's taxonomy places the organism in Eukaryota, Metazoa, Arthropoda, Insecta, Hymenoptera, Formicidae. The record is from RefSeq and is a predicted model, not a curated record. Gene Ontology annotation, cellular component: dynactin complex. Bases 437 to 1933 code for a protein of 498 amino acids. The transcript is spliced from 9 exons.
GUUAUCCAUUGAAAAUAUUGACGGACGUGGCUGCGUUCCGUGCACAUAGAGGCGCUAGUGAAUGAAUGGCAGACGUCACUUCAGGGGCUGAACUUUUGAGGUUAUCGCACGGAGAACGCCCAGGCCACAGGUAGAGCACUUCGGCGCAUACGAGCAAAGGAGGGCCUGUCAGAGGUGAACUGUUACUCCCUUCUGAAUUCGACGAGGUUGGACCAAUUCGACCUAUUAUUGCCGAGUCAUUCGUCCCGCUACGGUAAUCGGAGAACUUGCUACCUCGGGAUCUGCAGCUACUGACUCCGAGUCACUACGCACGUUUAUGGCCAGCUUUGUCCUUGUCGAAGAAAUCGACCGAUCAAUUCGAGGAAGAAGCGCGAAGAACGCCCGGCGACGUCUCUAUCAUAUCGUUUCGUGAGCUUCCGAGCUCACCCAGUUCAUCAUGACGUACUUGAACCAGCCGGAUUACGUGCGCUACCUGUGCAACUGCGGCUCCUUGAAGCCCAUAUCCAAGAUAUAUUUCUGCCGACAUUGCUUGAUGAUACGAUGCGGCUACUGCGUCUGUCAAGAGGUUGACUCCCAUUACUGUCCCAAUUGUAUGGAGAAUUUGCCAUCAUCGGAAGUGCGUCUCAAAAAGAACAAAUGUUUCAACUGCUUCGACUGUCCUUGCUGUUUUCAAACGUUAUCUACGAGAGCGGGACUGGCACCUGUUAGAACGACAACAGCAGCAUCAACCGAGGGAGAAGAGAGCAAGGACGUCAAAGCCACUCCCAAAAAAGUGUAUUAUCUAUUUUGUUCACUGUGCCGAUGGAGCUCCCGUGAUGCGGGGAUACCCGACCAAUCUGUAGCAACUGGAGGAUGGCCCGAGCAGGAGAAUCCGCACAUAACGCGUAUCAACACUCUGAUUGAUUAUCACAAGAUAUUAGCAUCUAUAGAGAAACAGCAAUGCGAGAGGAAGAAAUUUCAUCCGAAACGCUCCUUCAUGCCAGCUCAGACGAUGUACAGUUUUACAUCGGCGAUGGUUCGCAAGCGUAUCGGACGUUCCAUGAAACCACCCAUUCAGUCUCAAUCAUCCGCUCACCCAGUACCAUCCGUCGCGAGCGAGGAAGUGGACGAAUUACCGAGCGAUAUAUUUACAGAAACUGUGGAUAUAACUAAAAUUACUACGUUGGAACAAAGAUUACAACACCCAGAUGUACAGGCUGAAAAGAUAAACGAGUUGCGUCCUCAGCAUAGACAGUUUUUAGUCAAAAGGUCGCAACGUUGCAGAGUGUGUGAGCAUAACGUUAGCAAAUCGGAUCUUUGCCCUCAAUCGACAAAAUUCAAGAUCUUACUAGCUGCAUUCUAUCAUAUCCCAGAAGUCAAGAUCGUUACUUGCGAACCACUUCGAACGGGGAAAUCGAGUGAAUUGCUUCUGAAAUUUUGUAAUCCAACGCAACAUCAAACGCAGAUAACUAUAUUGCCUUUGGAUACCUCGUUAUCUACUUCGCUCACCGAGGAGAAAGAUGGCAAACAAGACGAUACACAGGGGAGUGAAUCACCAAAUUUAUUGCCAUCUACUAUACGACAGGCACUUGUAACAGAAGAUCCCAAGGCAAUAAAAGUUGUACCAAAUGCAGACUUGAUGAUGCCGCACAGCUCAUUGAUUCUUCCACCAAGAGACGAUGCUGCUGAAUACGACGACACAAGUGACAAUCACAAUUUCCAGGAUGAUCCAAAGCUCGUAGUAUGGCGAAAAGGAAACAAGGCGGUAAUACGUUUGCACGUAACUCCGCAUGAGACUAAUAAAAAUAGUGACGACCCAGUUGUAGUUGGAUUUGUCAUGCAACAUGGAUACGUAAAUACUAUUGCAGCACUGGAGCAUAAAUCUCCGCAGAAAGUAGAUGUAAAAGUCAAGUUGUAUCUUACUGUUGGUCAGCUGCUAGUUGGCGAAACAUAAUUUAUGAUUUAAUUAAAAUAAUUAGAAGAUAGAAUAUUUUAUAUGAAUGCUUUAUAGAUUUUUCAAUAGCCGAUCAAAUUAAAUAUCAGAUAUCUAAAUAUUUUUAUGCUUCAAUGAAUUUCUGUAUUAUGCUUAAUACACGUUAAUGUAUUUACUGAUACUAAGCACGUACAAGAUAGAAAUCUAUGCUGUUUAAUCAUGCUCCAAUUUUUUAUAUACGUAUUUUUUUAAGUUUAAUAUUUAUUCAUAUUUAUUCUUCUAAAUAAAAAAUGAACUUAUGUUAAGAAUUUGUAACAAAAACCUGUAAAUUAUAAUGGAAGCAUGUAGUUUCGAAAAUGUAUCGUUAUAUAAAAAUUGGAGGAAAUAUGUAUUUCACAAAAAA